Molecule: messenger RNA, 540 nt
Organism: Miscanthus lutarioriparius
Lineage: Eukaryota; Viridiplantae; Streptophyta; Magnoliopsida; Poales; Poaceae
Source: the annotation of a GenBank genome assembly
AUGGAUUGGUGCGACGGCUGCGUCCGCGUGUUCAUGCUGGCCUUCGUCAACUCGUUCUUCCUGGGCAGCACGGGGACUUUCAUCUACGUGCUCGUGCGAGAUCACUCCGGCAGCACGACCGGCACCGUCGGGCUCUCCGUCUUCCUCGUCUUCUGGGGGAGCAUCGGCGUCUUCUUCUGCUGCGUCUCCUGUGGCGCCUUGGUCCCGUGGGCUGCGCUUGGCAACGCGCUCCUCUGCUGCGUCCGUCGCAUCGGCUGGCUGCGGCGCCCCAGCGGCGGCGGAGGCGGCAGCACCUUGCCCGCAGCGACGGCGGACAUCCCGGCGUACGAGCUGCGCGACGCCGGGCAGGGGCAGGCAGAUGGCGUGUCUGAUUGCGCGGUGUGUCUUGGCGAGAUGGAGACGGACGAGAUCGUGAAGCGGCUGCCGGUGUGCCUCCACGUGUUCCACCAGCAUUGCGUCGACAAAUGGCUGAGCAACAACUCGACGUGCCCGGUGUGCAGGUGCGACGUGUUCGCGCCGCUGCCGGGGCAAAUGGUGUGA